CAAGAUUGAAGUAUCUCCUCUACGAAARCGCAAGCGAAUUUUAGAUUCCAGAUCCUUUCUUGUUUUUGAAUUAGCUGGGAUUCAAAAGAGUCAAGCCAAGUUGGGAGCUUUCAUUGUGAGUUAUCACUUUGAUCUUCUAGCAAAAUGAGCCCGGUACCGCCACCAACUAAUUGCAUUUCCAAGCAGAGUGCACCGAUGCCCCCUGAAGCAGUCGCAAAUGUAGUAGCACAAUCACAAUCACAAUCAAAAACAAAGACAACAACAACAACAUCCACCACCAAAUUAGCGGGCGUUUCGUCCAGAACACCAGUUCGCGACAACACCACAAUCGCUGCGGCAUCAACCAUAACAAACUCCAGACUAAAGCGCCCCCGAUCCACAGCGAGCGGGAAACCCCCUCUGAAUCCUGGCGGCGGCAGUGGAAGUACUACAACCACUACCCAACAGACAAAAAAACGCCCCUACCGCAGAACGAAACGACCGAAGAAUUACUGCGACAAGUCGACGGUGACCACCGUGACGACGCCCACACGGACAUCCGGAGAUGGGAGCGAUCCGAGCCACAACACGGGGAGCGACGGGAUCAAUGUCUACGACGCCGUGCUGGGGGAAUGCGAGGACCUUUUGCGGGCCAGCACGGAAGCCCAGCGCCUGGGAAGAUUGAAGAUGGCGUCGGCCUAUCAAUUGCUGUUGCACACRAGAMUGGUUGGGCUGGGGAAGCGGUUCGAUCGGUCGGCCAUGAUGGUUGAUCAGCAAAAGGCAAGGCAGCAGCARCAACAGCAGCACCAGGCAGRAAAACAACAAGCUCAAAACCAGAAACGAUUGGACAUGAGUUCGGCCUCGCCAGAGACGGGAUCCGUCGUUGCUCCGGGGUUGCAUGGGACCCCUAGAGCUGAUGCUGCUKGUAUCGACGCCAUCACUUCCGCCAAUGCCGGUGCUGCGGGCACCCCCGUGCAAAGAACCCCCCAGAGCGAAGCMGCCCAGACACCCGAGGCGCCCCCCGUCAUUCCGGUGGCUCUGCAGCAACUCCGCUCGAUCCUUCCGGGGAACCUUGAAAUGGACGCGAGCAUGAUGGAGCACCUGGCUCGGGCGGCYGUCGAGCUGCACCACCAGCGAACGGGGCGCAAAAAAUCGGCGGACGGAUUGCUGGCGAGYCCCCUGAACACGGCGAUGGCGACCAAUCCGGUCACGGCCCCCUCGGACGUUGCUGGGACCUCGGCCUCGCCGCCACCGGCGGCAGCUGCGGAACCCGCUGCCGAGGUGGCCCCCUCAAAAAAGUCGUCGGUGGCCUGGACMCCGGCGGAGACAUCCGCCGUGCACAAGGCGCUAAAGGAAGGAAAGGAUCCUCGCACGAUUGCAACGACGUUGUUACCUAGCAAGACCGUAGCACAGGUUCAUGCCUUUGUCAAGAACCAGCAACAACUCGCAAAGGUAAACAAAUUGCAGCAGAAACAGCAACUGGGAGCGAUAAAAACCGAGGGCUCGGCGUCGAAGGUUGCUUCUAGCACAAAUACACCACAACAAUUGGAAACCGGGGAUGAUUCCAAGAACAACAAUAGCAACAACAAUGUCAACGACAAAGYCAUAGCGACUGCAAUAGCCUCAACGGCGACUAGUGGAAGCAGCGGGGUGCCCUCUCUUCCUGUWAACAUACCGACUGCCGCGGCAAACUCCACCAAGGGCAAACCGACAACGAAAACGGAAACAGGAACAACUGUCGCUGCAAAAGGUUCCAGUUYCAAAAAGGCCGCCGCUGCUAUUCCCAAGCGCGGAGGAAGAGGCCGCAAGCCACCAACGACGGCAAUGAACACGGUUCCCAACGUCAUGAUGGAUGUCCGUGCCUUGCUGCAGCGUGCGAACAAUGCCAAGAAUGCUUCUGGCGAGACUCCCCCGACAAAAGACUAGGCACUUUACCCACCAAGUGAAACGCCAACUACACAACAACAAAAGAAGGGGGGGGGGCUUCUGGUGCGUUGUAGCAACAACAAGAGCGCUUCUGGCGAGACGCACUCAACAAAAAUGUUGCAAACUU
Pseudo-nitzschia multistriata is the source of this 2032-nucleotide messenger RNA. The record is from the annotation of a GenBank genome assembly. Lineage: Eukaryota; Bacillariophyta; Bacillariophyceae; Bacillariales; Bacillariaceae.